This is a messenger RNA of Rhododendron vialii, 2347 nucleotides long. RefSeq names its product L-aspartate oxidase 2-a, chloroplastic. Lineage: Eukaryota; Viridiplantae; Streptophyta; Magnoliopsida; Ericales; Ericaceae. Bases 68 to 2089 code for a protein of 673 amino acids. The transcript is spliced from 8 exons. The record is from RefSeq and is a predicted model, not a curated record. Gene Ontology annotation, molecular function: L-aspartate oxidase activity. Gene Ontology annotation, biological process: NAD+ biosynthetic process.
UUAGGAAGGGGGCUAUAAAGACACAGAGAAUUGAAAAGAAACGAGCGGCGCUCAUUGUAAAGAAAAGAUGGAGGGUGGUGGCGCGAACUCCAACAAUGCUUCUCCAGUAGAAGUCAGAUGUGGCGCCUCGGAAUUGAGAAUUCCAAUGGCUGCUAGUAUAGCUAGUGGAAGCAGUAAUCUGCCUUUCAAAGAGAUGAUCUGCAAGGGACAAGGUUGCAGACAAACUUCUUUGGUCUCAGGUGUAACUUUUCAGAGAUUUGCAAAGAAGGAUCUAUUGUGGUCAUCUGCUGGGGCUUCCAAGUUUUUGAAAGUUCAGAGAUGUAAUGUCUCCUGUUCUGUAAUUAACGUGAAUUCAAAGCCCCUUGGAACAAUCACUGCAUCUGGUCUGAGAGAUGGAACAACAAAGUAUUUCGACUUUGCUGUGAUUGGUAGUGGAGUUGCUGGACUUCGCUAUGCUCUUGAAGUUGCCAAACAUGGAACUGUUGCAGUGAUUACUAAGGCUGAGCCUCAUGAAAGCAACACAAACUAUGCCCAGGGUGGUGUAAGUGCUGUUUUGUGCCCUCUAGACUCUGUGGAGAAUCACAUGCGGGAUACGAUGGUAGCAGGGGCUUAUCUAUGUGAUGAGGAGACCGUUAGAGUUGUCUGUACUGAAGGACCUGACCGAAUUCGUGAAUUGAUCGCUAUGGGUGCAUCAUUUGAUCACGGAGAGGAUGGAAACUUGCAUCUGGCGAGGGAAGGGGGUCACUCGCACCACAGAAUUGUUCACGCUGCUGAUAUGACCGGGAGAGAAAUUGAGAGGGCGCUUUUGGAAGCGGUUGUCAAUGACCCUAAUAUUUUCAUGUUUGAACACCAUUUUGCAGUAGAUUUGCUGACUUCUCAGGAUGGUUCGGACACAGUUUGUCAUGGCGUUGACACAUUGAAUACUGAAACACAAGAGGCUGUACGGUUUUUUUCGAAGGUCACUUUGCUUGCAUCAGGUGGGGCUGGACAUAUCUAUCCAUCAACCACAAAUCCUCCGGUAGCCACUGGUGAUGGAAUCGCAAUGGCCCAUCGUGCUCAAGCUGUUGUUUCCAACAUGGAAUUUGUUCAGUUCCACCCAACUGCCUUAGCAGACGAAGGCCUUCCCAUCAAACCAUCCAAGACCCGGGAAAAUGCUUUUCUGAUUACCGAAGCUGUGAGAGGUGAUGGAGGAAUCCUCUACAAUCUAAACAUGGAAAGGUUCAUGCCUCUCUAUGACGAGAGGGCAGAACUUGCUCCUAGAGAUGUGGUAGCCAGAAGCAUCGACGAUCAACUCAAGAAACGCAGUGAGAAGUAUGUUCUCCUUGACAUAAGCCACAAACCCAGAGAAAAAAUUCUCUCCCACUUCCCCAACAUAGCCGCUGAGUGCCUCCGGUACGGCCUAGACAUCACCCGCCAACCUAUUCCGGUAGUUCCUGCCGCUCACUACAUGUGUGGCGGAGUUCGUGCCGGGCUCCAGGGGGAGACGAAUGUGCGUGGCUUAUACGUGGCGGGUGAGGUGGCUUGCACUGGCCUCCAUGGAGCUAACCGACUUGCCAGCAAUUCCUUGCUUGAGGCACUUGUUUUCGCUCGAAGAGCAGUGCAACCCUCAAUAGACCACAAGAAGAACACUAAAAUUGAUCUUAAUGAUGAGGAUGUGUGGGGUCGCCCAAUUGUGCCUAUAUCGCUUGGAAGAGAUGCGUUGGAAAAAAUUGUGAAGAACACAAAGGAGGUAAGGAAGGAGUUGCAAUUGAUCAUGUGGGAGUACGUUGGAAUCGUGCGAUCGACUACUAGGCUGAAAACCGCAGAACAAAGGAUUGGGGAGCUGGAGUUGAGAUGGGAAGCCUAUUUGUUUCAGCAUGGGUGGGACCCGACUAUGGUGGGGCUUGAGGCUUGUGAAAUGAGGAACUUAUUUUGCUGUGCUAAGCUUGUGGUUAGCAGUGCCCUAGCUAGGCAUGAGAGUCGUGGACUUCAUUACACUACCGAUUUCCCUAACCUAGAGGAAAGCAAGAGGCUUCCAACGGUUAUCUUCCCUUGUACACGAGUGAAUGGCACCUGGAGUUCACGCCAACUUCACAAGCAACACAAUUGAUGAUUUCGGAAUCUUCAUUCUUCCAUUUCCGAAGUUAGAUUCAGUGAAUAGCCUACAAGAUUGAUGUUUGUUGUGUAGUAUUAGGGUAACCACAGUUUGUUAUAUUUUGAUUCUUGUUCUUGUUCUUUUUUUUUUUUGCUUCAUAAUUCUUGCAACAAAUAAAGAGAGAAAAUGUGUUGCAGAUUUGCAUUCCUGUAUCGAGAUCGAUCAUAAUAUAUAGAUUUGAAGUCCUCUGCUGGGAAUCUUUUUAGCUGUCAA